UCGUGCCACGGUUGACACAGGUGAGUGCAAUUAAAAGUUGAUCAAGCCCUGCCGCCGUUUGACACCAGAGAACGCAAGAAAGUCAGCGGGACACAACGGUUAUACGUGUCUAAACGCCGAAAAUAUUGCAAAAUGAGUGAUAUAGAACAUCAACAAGAAUCUGAAAAGCCAACCCACCCUGAGUGGCCUGAAAAUGGAGGAGAAUGGAGUGGCAAUGAAGAAGACCCAAACAUGGACUGUCAGCUCCAAGCCAUGGCUGAAGAGGAUGAGGAGAUCAACAUCUAUAAUGAUGAGACAUUUGGGAUGGACAUGGGCACACCAGGUAAAAAUAAAGAUACCAGUCUCCUACAGUUUGCUCCUCCACCGCCAAUGCCUCCUCCAUUGGACAUGAAAACUCCAUCUCUGCGCUGCUCCCCGUCUCCCGCAAGAAGACCAGUGUCCCGGGCUCCUCCAGGACAACGCAGCAGGGGCAGGGGGCUCCAAGGCACGUUGAGCAGGGGGCAGAUGUUUGAAGACCCUGCUGUGAUGAGGAUGGUAGAGGGAAGGCCUAGUAUCAAGACUUUGGACAGCGCUAUUGUGGACUGUGGAAGUGCAUUAUAUCGAAAACCCUUUGAAGUAAAUUGGAUGGGUUCAACUUACAAGAGGACACAGUCAAUACUAGAGGACAGUGCAAUAGUGUGUGUGAUUAAUGGUCGCAGAGGCAGGGGUCAAACUCUGAAUGCUAACUUUAUAGACCUGUCUCCUCCAAUCCCAUCCUUCAAGGGCAGGAGUGGAGAGCCCAGAGGGUCCUAUGCAAGAAGACAGUUCAGCCAAAGAGAGCCAUCUCAGAUUCCUCCUCCUAUGUUACCAGGAUCAACCAUGUUCCCACGCCAGCCUCUGACCCCAAGGCAACAUUUCAAUCAGACAAAUCGGUUCAUGUUUCCUCCAAACCGUCCAUGUCCUUCCACUCCAAAGAUGAUGCAGCUUCGCUUCGGAGCAAAUUCACCGAGACCCUCCCCUUUUUACAGCCCGUCAUCAAACCCAGUGCAGCGGUUCAGGUACUCUGAUCCUGUGACCCAGCUCCACCCUCACCACAAACGGCAGUUGGUUCAAAAGCAGCGUAUGUUCCAGAGAAAAUCAGAAGGCUGGGACCCAUGGUGUAAUGUAAUGACUGCAAAAGAAAAGGAGUGGAUCACUCGACUACAGAUGAUACAGCUGCAGAGUGAGAAUCCCUAUCUAGAGGAUUACUACUACCAAGAGUAUUAUCGACGCUUGGAAGCCAAACUUGCAGAGGAGGACCUGGGCAUCAGGGGGAAAAAGGAGCCUCCCAAACUCACCACUCCUUACAUCACAAAGACUGAUGCAUAUACACCAGUGGUGCACAUUGAAGGCUCUUUGGGUCAAGUAGCUGUAUCCACAUGUUACUCCCCUCGGCGGGCCAUUAGUGCAGUACACGCUGUACCAGCGUAUGGUCAGCACGAGGAACACAAAGACACCAGGCAACAGCGGCUCGAACUCCUUAGUAAAAUAGAAAAGUUGUUUAUAGUGUUGCUGGAGGUGGAGGAGACGGAGAGGACAAAGACCAUUGUUCUGUCUGACACUGAAGAGAGACGAUUGAUUGAGAAGACACAGAGGAAAGUGGACCACAUCUACUUUCAGAUGCAGCACCAUGACCCAUUAAAUUCAACAGUGGAAUUUCUACCUUUCCUGCUGAUUUCAAAGGGAAAGAAGCUAAUAGCUCGCCUUUUACCAUUCCUGAAGCGCGAGCCUUCAUUAAGAAUCCUGCGGAUUGUGACAUGUAACCUGCCUACUCUAAUGAACAGAGACACUGAAGAGUCUCUCCCAGUGCUCUACCCUCCUCUUCGAAAUGUAAUUGGAGGCCUCACCUUCACCCAGCUGAUCGGGGUCCUCAGAGAUCUGACAUCUUCAGAGGCCAUGUCCGCAUAUGAGUGUCUUGCUCUGGCCUGUCAGAACAAGUUUGGUUUGUCCUUACUGUAUGCGCUGCUAUCACAAGGAGAAAAGUUGCUGUCCUCAGGCGUUCCUCUUGAGCCAAGUAUUGGUGACUUUGAGGCCUGGACUGACACAAUUUACCAGGUGGCUGGACAGCUGUCCCACUGCUCUUUAGUUGAGCCUCUGCUCCUGCCUUCAAACUUACUCACACUUUUUUGCCGUUACCUGGACAAGCGCACAGUGCACCAGCUCAAAAGUAAUAUGGAGUCUGCCACAGGAUGUCUGGCACUUCCAUCUUAAGGUGAACGAUAAAACGUGCUUCCCUGGUUAUCGUGAGGUCUAUUGAGCAUGGCGUUGUCAUUAUGUUAAUGUUAACGCAUAUUAACUUAAUCUUACAGAUUUUUUUUUUCUUUAAUUUGUCCACCCUUCCAUUAAUCCUACACUUUUUGAUCACUUUAACUGUUUCCAUUUUAUUUUCUUAUUGUUUUACCUUCCUCUCUUGUGUCUCCAGUAGGUUGCGUACAGCGUAUGUGAUUUCUAGAUUGUAACCGCAGUCUGGGAGCACAGGGUGCGAUUUGCUAGUACUGCCCAACCAUUGUAAAUUAGCUAAAUUAACCAAACAUUUAUGUAAAUACCACUCUCAUUUACAAUUUGAAGGUUCUUCUAUUUGAUAAACAGUAGCUUGGCUUUUGGUGACCAGAUUGAGGACUGUGUUGUAACAUAUGAUUGUACAACUACUUGUUAUGAGGACCACACAUAACAGCUAUGAAGUUUUGGGUUUUUGUAAAAGGAUGUGUACAUUUUGUAAUAAUACUAAAUGUGUAUUUUGAAAUCUCUCUUAAACAUUUAAGUUGUAAAGAUUUUUAUUUCAUUUGGAAACUGCUUAUUUAAAUUGCACCAUUGUAGAGCACUUGCAAUAUAAAUAAAAGUGUAUAAAUACUCAUCAGUACACAA
This is a messenger RNA of Boleophthalmus pectinirostris (great blue-spotted mudskipper), 2883 nucleotides long. RefSeq names its product PAT1 homolog 2 (gene patl2). The record is from RefSeq and is a predicted model, not a curated record. Gene Ontology annotation, biological process: P-body assembly; deadenylation-dependent decapping of nuclear-transcribed mRNA. The transcript is spliced from 19 exons. Gene Ontology annotation, molecular function: RNA binding. The coding region runs from base 133 to 2229 and encodes 698 amino acids. Gene Ontology annotation, cellular component: P-body. Lineage: Eukaryota; Metazoa; Chordata; Actinopteri; Gobiiformes; Gobiidae.